Molecule: messenger RNA, 3759 nt
Organism: Pantherophis guttatus
Lineage: Eukaryota; Metazoa; Chordata; Lepidosauria; Squamata; Colubridae
Source: RefSeq, a predicted model, not a curated record
CCCGCUCCGUCCACUCCCCCUCGGAGUUGCUCCGGCGGCGGCUGCUGCUGCUCCUCCUCCUCGUCGUUGUCGUCGUCUUCUUCUGACCCCACCGGCCGCGACAUCGCUCCGGCUAUGGCGGGCGAAUGUGGCAACGGCGGCGGCGGCGGCGGCUGGUUGGCGCUCUUCUGCGGCUGGGCUGCAGCGGCCGCCGUGGUGGGCGCGCUCCGAGACGGCGCGUCGUCCGGCGCGGGAGAUCCGGAGCCCGGGGACCCCUCGGGGCCCUGCCCGCCUUGCCCGAGAGUCCUAGGCUUCCGCUUGGAGGACGGCGCCUCAGCUACAGGGGGCCUGGUGCGGGCCCUCCCGGGGGCCACUUUCCGCCUGCGCCUCUAUGGCACCGGGCUGCACAACCAAAGCUGGCCCUGGGCUGCCUUUGUGCCGGAGGAGGCCCCCUGUGCGGGGACCCCGGGGGACCCAUCCUCCUUUUCCACCUUGGGGGCCCCACAAGUGCUGGCCCACCAUGUCCUGCCUGCCAGCGAGCACGCAGGGCUGGUGACGGUGCGUGUGGCCCCCGGGGGCCCCAUUGGACGGUACCGUCUCUGCAGCCCGGCGGGACCCGGUCGCCCGUGGACGCCUGCCGCUCCCGGAGAUGCCAUCCUGGUGACGGAAGAUGAAGGCGGAGGGUCCAGGGUAGCGGCAGAAGCGUGGCCCCCGCCGAUGCCCGCCUGGUUGCUGGGCACCCUGGUGGCCCUCCUGCUGGCCCUUCUGUCCCUGCUGCGCGCCUUGCAGCUCAGCACUCUGUGGCUGGACCCGGCCGAGCUCUACGUGUUGCGGGACUGCGGCUCCGAGACCGAGAGGGGAGCCUCCAAGGCGCUGGAGCCCGUGCGGCACCGGGGCCCUUUCGUCCUGUGUUCCCUACUGCUCGUCAGCUCCUUGGCUCAAGCCGCCUUGGCCGUGCUCUUCUACCGGGCCGUGGGGUCGCUGGCCCCGGCCAUCCUCGGGGUGGCCGCCUUGUCCUUCCUGCUGGCUGAGGUGCUGCCGUUUGCCAUCAGUUCCCGCUGGGGUCUCUGGCUGGCCCCGCGUGGGCUGUGGCUGACCCAGUUCUUCAUGCUGCUGACGUUCCCCAUCUCGCUGCCGCUGAGUCGGGUGCUGGAGCUGGCGUUACGGCAUGACAACAGCACCUACCUCUUGCGGGAGAAGAUCCUGGACAUGGUCCGCAACAGCGACCCUUACAACGAGUUUGUGCGGGAGGAGUUCAGCAAGGGGGCCCUGCGGAACAAGACGGUGGAGGACGUCCUGACCCCGCUGGACGAGUGCUUCAUGUUGAACGCCGACGCCGUGCUGGACUUCAACAACAUGUCCAUGAUCAUGCAGAGUGGUUACACCCGCAUCCCAGUGUACGAGGACGAGCGGACCAACUUGGUGGACAUGCUGUACGUCAAGGACUUGGCUUUGGUGGACCCCGAUGACUGCACCCCUCUGAGCACCAUCAUCAAGUUCUACAACCACCCGCUUCACUUUGUCUUCAACGACACCAAACUGGAUGCUGUGCUGGAGGAGUUCAAGAGAGGGAAAUCCCACAUGGCUAUUGUGCAGAAGGUGAACAACGAAGGGGAAGGGGACCCGUUCUACGAAGUCAUGGGGCUGGUGACCCUGGAAGACGUCAUUGAAGAGAUCAUCAAGUCGGAGAUCAUGGAUGAGUCAGACGACUACAGGGAGAACCGGUUGAAGAAGAAGCCGCCUCCGCUUGGGACACUGAUGGACCGCCGGAAAGAAGAUUUCUCCUUGUUCAAAGUUUCUGACAACGAGUACAAGGUGAAAAUCUCCCCUCAGCUACUCCUAGCUACCCAGCGCUUCUUAUCUAGAGAGGUGGAUCUCUUCAGCCCAGGCCGAAUCUCGGAGAAGGUCCUGUUGCAUCUGCUGCAGCAUCCCAGCGUCAACCAAGAAGUGAAGUUUGACGACUGCAAUCGCUUGGCCCCAGAACAUUACUUGUAUCAGCGCAACCAACCGGUCAAUUACUUUGUGCUCAUCCUGCAGGGCAGGGUGGAAGUCGAGAUUGGGAAGGAAGGACUGAAGUUUGAAAAUGGCGCCUUCACCUAUUACGGUGUCUCGGCACUUACCGCUCCUUCUUCAGUCCAUCAGUCCCCGGUGUCGACUCUAAGGAUGAAUCGUCGUGAACAGUCGGUUGACUGCACAGAGCCCACCAAUUAUUCCGCGUAUUGCCCUGACUACACCGUUCGAGCCCUCACCGAUCUGCAGUUCAUCAAGGUCACCCGUCUGCAGUAUCUCAACGCUCUCAUGGCCUCGAGGAUACAGAACUCGCCCCAAUCCCCCGAGGCUGUGGAUCUGAAAAUCAUCCCCAGCAGCCAGACCAAGCUCCUGAACGACAAAAAUGCGGCAACAGGGGUUGUGCCCAUUACAUUUCAUGGCUACUCCUUUCCUCCACGUUCCAGGGAAAAGCCGAAGCAAGUUCAAUCUCCAGGAAGAGACCAGCCAGAGCACGGGGGUUUGACUUCAAACACGUGGCGUUAGGGCUGCAGGGCGGGGCGAGCCCAGGAGGACCCCUCCCUUAAAACCUUCAGCACUUCUCCUGGCUACCGCCCUGGUUUUAGACGGACUUCUGCGUUGGGCACCUGCGUUUCCAAAAGACAGUAGGAGCCCGGCCUUCUCGGGGGAGAGAGGGGGCCUGGCUGGAUCCAACGCCAGCGGCUUCUGUCGCCCCGACUGGGCUACUACGCCUAAGACAUUUAUAAGCAGUGCUUGACUGCGGAGGGUUGGUGGACCUGGGCGAAAUGUGUUCGUGGCGGAGAGCGGCGGCCAGCAAAUACAGACUCGACUCUUUUUGACAUUUGUGGUGCCAACGGGGAGGCGGCUGCCAGGCCCUUCCUACUCAUUGCCUUCUAACCGUGUCACCCGGCCUCUCUCUUGUGUUUCCACUUCCCCGUUGUGCUAAUCUCGCCAGGGCCCCAGAUAUACGCACCUCCCUUAAAAGCACUUGCCGGACUCUGCCGGAUUUUUGCGGCAACGGCCUCGGUGUUCAUUUGUGCCAGCUGUCCUUGCCCGCUUGGAUCUCGGCUCUGGGACCGACCCUACGAGCCUGCCAUCUUGCCGGGGUUCUGAUAGCCUGGCCUGCCUUGCUGAUCUGGGUUGCAAGCCAUGACUCUUGUGAGUCCCCCAAGCUCGCCCGAGUGCCUGUACCAGGCCUAGCAGCCCCCGCCCACAGUCCCGGUCCUUUACUUACCCCUGCCGAAACAGUGCCAAAGAAGCUCUGGGAAUCCUGCACCUCUCUUCUGCCUGCUGGCAUCAGGCUUGCCAGUUUCCUGUUUGCCCUGGAUCAGCUGUCCUCGACCAGACGGGAUUUCUGCCAAGGGACUCAUGCUACAGAGGAGGGGCAGGCGGCUACUUGCCCCCCCUCCCACUCUCCAACCUGUUCUCCCUUCCAUGGUGUCUGUCCUUGAAAAGUCGAACGUCAGAAUGCUGAGUCCUCCCCACUUUUUCUGGGGCUGCCCCUUUUGCCCUCUUGGGAAGGGCACCGCGUCUCUGGCUUUCCCUGGAUUAUCUUCGGUCUUGGAUUUCCAUUUCCAAGCUCUCGCUGGCGAUCCCACGUUUCCCUUGGGCGAGAGAAACCCUCCACUCCGGCUUUGGCAGAGAGACAUUUACCACCUCGUUGCUCUACACAGUAUUUCCCCUCUGGGACGCGCCCGUCCCUAAAUCUUAUUUUUUAAAAGUCAAUAAAAGAAUUCUGAGGGAUUCAGGAAGAAGAGAAUCCCGUUCCCUUUC